Molecule: messenger RNA, 1737 nt
Organism: Prorocentrum cordatum
Lineage: Eukaryota; Dinophyceae; Prorocentrales; Prorocentraceae
Source: the annotation of a GenBank genome assembly
AUGCCGCUCGCUCUAAUGCAGUUAUGUGAAUCUUCGUUCGAUAACGCCACGUGCUACUUUGGUGACCUCCACCAGUCCUUCCUGCUCUUCGCGAUCAUGAUCGGCGUAGUCCAGGGCCGCCUGGCCUCGGGCUUCCUGUUCGCCGUUGCCGCGGACCCUUUGAUGAGGGAUUUCGCCCGCUCGGCGGGCGCCGCGAAGUUUCGCAUAGUCCGCGCCUGCGAUGGCGACGUCGGCGCCGCCGUCGCCUCCAUUUCCACGCUGAAGGUCAUGGGGCGUGUCUUCAGAGUUGCUGAACGAGUUGCUGCACUGGCAUUGAAGGUGGCCAAGUGCCACAUUGUUCGUUUGGCAGGCGCAUUCAGUGACGAGCUGGCAGCAGAGUGCCGAUCGUGGCUGUCUUUGAACAUUCCGGAAUGGCAGAAUGUCAUGGUCGCCCCGUCGCUCGCGUACCUCGGAAUGUGGUUGGGCCCGCUAGUUCUUCUUGAAUGCUGGCCCGCUCCGAUGCGCAAGUGGCAGCAGCGUUGUCAACUUCUCGCCCUGAGUGUCUCUCCGCAUCAAGUGAUGGCGCUCAAUUGCAGUACCCGCGUCAUGUCUGUGCUCAGCUACGUUGCGCAAUUCAUGCCCAUGCCCAGUGAUGCCCCGCCCCAAGAGGCAGCCGUGCUGGCUCGGCUGCGGCACGCAGCCCACUGCGCCAUCCCCCGCGGGGGCCGGUUUAACUUCUGGCGCUGGAAUGGCCAGCUGUCUCCUGAUUUCCGGCGCCAGCCGUCCUUCGCCGAAUUCCUCGAGGUUGCCGCCGAGAAGUUUCCCCCCAAGACGGACCAGGUCCAGGCCGUCCUCCUGAAGGCUACGCCAGUGACCGCUGGCGCUGUCCUCAAGUUACUCAUCCGUGGCUGGACCACGGAAGAACGCUUCAACAAGAGUUGCGCGUGCCUGCUCGGCCACGGCUCGGAGCUGAGGUACAAGACUGAGGGGGUGCUUGGACUCUACCACGGCGGGCACAUCUACCUGUUGCACCAGGUCUGCAGGAGCGGCCUCCGCUGGGCGACGGACCGCUGCCUGGGCGCGCUGGAGCGGCACGGGCUGCUCGGCCUCGGGAUCCCGCCGCCCGAGAGCGCGCCCUUGGCGCCGCCGGAGGCGGCCGCCGCACCCGCGGAGAAGUCCUCGGCCGAGGAGGCGCGGGAGAGGCUCCGGUACCGCGUCAGGACAGCCGCCAAGUACGUGAUAGAUGCGGCGUGCUACCCGAUCCUCCUCACGUCCACUCGCGGCGUCGUCCUGCGGGCGGACCCGAGCAGCACCUGGGAGCGCGUCUGCUUCUGGUGCAGCCUGGAGGGCGCGCAGUCCCUCUUCCGGGGCGUGACCGCCUCGCUGGCGUCGGCGGGCUGCGACGAGGCCAUGGAGAUGGCCCUCAGCUCGUGCAUGGACGCGUGCACGUCCGCCGCCGGCGCGGAGCUGGAGAUGACAGACAGGUUGAUGCUAGGGGCGACUGCCCAGUCGGUGCUCAGCUUCUUCACCGCGCCCAUCAACAUGGUCGGGGUCAUCCAGAGGUGUCAGUCCAGCCUGAUACCCGGCCUGCCCGAGCCGAGGGACCUGUGGGAGACGGUGAGGGGCUUGCCGUGGCGAAGCUUCUGCUACCAGCUGCUGGUUUUCAGCGGGGUGCUCGCCCUGCAGAUCAGGCUGGUGCAGAUGAAAAUGGAGGACGGCUUCGCCAUUCAGGACCGCGAGGACGACCGGGAGGAGUGA